UCAAACAAUAAUCAGUGAGGUUAAGUUGUGAGAAAUAUGAGGGACAUUGUGAACACAUUGUUGGGGGCGCUGUGUACAUGCAUGCAGAGCCCCACCGUCCAAGAAGAGCUUGGUUACAUUUUUACAAGCACAAGCAAAUUGUUGGAUAAUGUGGAGAAUGAAUUGGAAGAUCUGAAAGCCAAGGAGAAUGAUGUCCUGGACAGUCAAGAGGAGGCCAAUAGGACUGGAAAGCAACUCACACACCAAGCUCAACGAUGGCUUGACAAGUUACUUAUUUUCUCAUCAAUCUCACUCACAAAUAGACACACCACAGUGAGAAAUAUAAUAUGAUGAAUCAAAUGAAGGAUGACUACAACAAUAGAGGUUGUCUUGUUGGAAGUUGUUCUCUCAAUUGUUGGGCCAAGUACAAGAUUAACCAUAGAUCAAUCAAAUUACUCAAAGAGAUCAAGAACUUGAAGACGGAACAUGAUGCUUUCAAAGAAAAAAACAAAGGCACAACCUCCAAAAGCAGUCAGGGAGAUCCCAACUUCAUCAAUUGUUGUGGGAAAAAUUAUCAAGUUAAAUCUUGAGAAAGUUCGUGGCUACUUGGCAGAUGACAAUGUAUCAAUGGUGGGGAUUUGGGGCAUGGGAGGGGUCGGAAAGACAACUCUCUUGAACGAAAUUAAUAACUCAUUACAAGGUGGUGAUGCCAACAUGGGGUUCAAGCAUGUUAUUUCUCUGGUGGUUUCAAAAGGACCUCAAUUUGAGCAGCUUCAAAAGGAGAUAUCUAAAAGGUUGGGAUUGCCCCCUAACUCUGCGAAGAGUGACAUAUUUGAGUUUUUGAAGAACAAGGACUUUUUGAUACUCUUAGAUGAUAUGUGGAAGGCAGUGGACCUUCCUGAAGCCCUUGGUAUUCCACUUCCUCACUAUCAAAGCCAAAGUUGGAAAGAUAGAGGUCAAAGGUGCAAGCACAAGGUGAUCUUCACAACCAGAGAAGAUGAUGUGUGUGCUCAUAUGAAAGCUGACAAAGGGAUCAAAGUUGAAUGUUUGGAUGGGGAAGAAGCAUGGCAUCUUUUCAAGCAGCACGCAAAUGAAGAAAUCAUAAAUUCCAAUGCCAGUAUUAAAAAACUUGCAAUGAAAGUUAUGGAGAAGUGCUUAGUCUUACCACUCGCCCUUAAAGUUAUUGGUGGAGCCAUGUCUAAUAAGAAGAAACCCGAAGAGUGGCAUGACAUGCUCAGGUCAUUAGUUAAGUUGGACAUUAAGACUGUCACUGGUAUUGAAGAAUCAUUGUUCUGCACUUUGAAGAGUAGUUAUGAUAAUUUGGCCGAUGAUACUCUACGACAAUGUUUCUUGUGUUGUGCUCAAUGGCCUGAAGAUUCAUCCAUUCGAACUGUUGAUCUCAUAGAGUAUUGGAUUGGAAUUGGAUUGAUCGAUGACUUUAAAAACAUUGGAGAAUCUUUUGACAAGGGAUAUAAUCUCAUUGGAAACUUAAAUGCAACAUGUUUGUUGGAAUUGGAGUCUAGAUUUCAUUAUGAUUAUGUCAAAUUACAUGAUGUGAUUCGCGAUAUGGCACUGUGGAUUGUCUGAGUGUGGCAAGAAAAAGAACAAAUGGAUUACA
Dioscorea cayenensis subsp. rotundata (Guinea yam) is the source of this 1597-nucleotide messenger RNA. RefSeq names its product disease resistance protein SUMM2-like. The record is from RefSeq and is a predicted model, not a curated record. The coding region runs from base 466 to 1566 and encodes 366 amino acids. Gene Ontology annotation, molecular function: ADP binding. NCBI's taxonomy places the organism in Eukaryota, Viridiplantae, Streptophyta, Magnoliopsida, Dioscoreales, Dioscoreaceae. The transcript has 2 exons.